This is a messenger RNA of Megalopta genalis, 7146 nucleotides long. RefSeq names its product GTP-binding protein Di-Ras2. NCBI's taxonomy places the organism in Eukaryota, Metazoa, Arthropoda, Insecta, Hymenoptera, Halictidae. The record is from RefSeq and is a predicted model, not a curated record. Gene Ontology annotation, cellular component: membrane. Gene Ontology annotation, biological process: signal transduction. Gene Ontology annotation, molecular function: GTPase activity; GTP binding.
CCGAAGGACGAGUAAUUGGAAGAGGUUGCUGGAGGGGACAGGCGGAAUCGUCGCGGGCAGAGAAGAAACAACGAAAACCUUAGAGGAGUCCGUGUGCACCGGCACACACCUAACCGCCUAUUGAUUUUCCCCGGCACUUUUGCCGUAGUGCGCACCCAUCUAUCGCGCAUACAGGUACACACCCACACGCCGGGCUGUGGGGAGAGCACACGGACACUCGCCACCCUCGGAUCGAGUGGGGUGAGCCCCGGUGCGGAGGGCGUGCGCCUCGUUUCCCUUCGAAAUCAUCGUCAAAGUUCACGCAACCGAGUGCACGGCCAGCGAGCGGUAGGCAGCACCGAGUAUGCUGAUCCUGUGGUCGCUGAAAAUCGAGCGCAACCUCCGUCGAUCGAUCCGUUAAUUAACCAUAGUGCGCGCCGAUACGUUUAACGACCCGCCGGUCUCUGCCUGCCUGCUUGCCUGUCAGCGUGUCGUCCACGUUUCCAUCGAGAGGCGACCAGGUGUUGUCGUUGUCCUGACCGCCCGGCUCGCCGUCGUCCUGCUACCUUGUGAACCCUGGCCAGUGACUCUUGCGCCACGAGAUCCAAUUGCAUCGGCAAACGAGGUUGUGAACCUCUCGAAGACCUGCCAGGUUCAUAAGUACACCUGGUGAUCAAGGAGGAGGAUCUCGAGGAGGAUCGGGCACUAUGCCAACCUGAAAAUAGACCCUGUGUCUUCGACCUCGUGAGCACCUCGAGAGGACACUUUCCAACAGACACGUACACACACGCAUACUUCCGCAGCUGGUGAUUGUUAAGAAUCGUCCUGGGACCAGUGCAGCCUAUUGUUUCUUUGAGAUAGGAGGGCUACGGUCGACGAUCGCUUCGGGACUUUUGCUAAUAUUUUUCCAUCGCUGUUGGAGUACGUCGUGGACCAGCUGCUGGUGACUUUCCGGGUAUAGUACCUUUUGUUCCAAGGAGGUUUCGUCGGACGCAGGAAAAACAAGGACACAGAGAACAGGGGUAGUCCCGCAGUGGUCCGGAGGACCUCGCAGAAGGUGGCCCGAGCGACGGGGGUGCGUUUAGGACCGUGGUGACGACGGCAGAUGUCAGGAUGCCGGAGCAGAGCAACGAUUACCGCGUGGUGGUUUUCGGCGCGGGCGGCGUCGGCAAGAGCUCCCUCGUCCUCCGUUUCGUGAGAGGAACCUUCCGCGAGUCCUACAUACCCACCAUCGAGGACACUUACAGACAGGUGAUCAGCUGCAACAAGAACAUUUGCACGCUUCAAAUUACGGACACGACCGGGUCGCACCAGUUCCCAGCGAUGCAACGGCUCUCCAUAAGCAAGGGUGACGCGUUCAUCCUGGUGUACUCGGUCUGCUCGCGGCAAAGCCUCGAAGAGCUACGGCCCAUCUGGUCCAUCAUCAGAGAGCUCAAGGGACAGGAUGUGUCGCAGAUACCUAUAAUGCUGGUGGGGAACAAAUGCGACGAGAGCCCGACGGUGCGCGAGGUGUCGAUGAGCGAGGGUGCGGCGGAAGCUGCAAAUUGGGGCUGCGGGUUCCUCGAGACCUCCGCGAAGACGAACCACAACGUGAACGCCCUGUUCCGGGACCUGCUGAUGCUCGAGAAGAACCGGGCGGUCUCGUUGCAGCCGGUGCAGAGCAACAACGCGAUCAGCCUCAAGGAGAAAUGCACCGUGAUGUAAUCGAGCUCGAGGAUCAUCCUCCAACCCCCCUUUCAACCCUUCUGCUCCGUCGCGUCGCACAAAUAUCGAAUGUUCCUUCUCCCGUUUCAUCGACUUCAUUUCUCCGAUCUUUUCACGGCCCUGGAUUCGAUGCAUUUUUUCUACGAGGCACAUUAGUUCGUCAAACAAUCCGAGAAUCAACCGAAAUAUAUUUGUUGGGACCACCCGGUAUAUAUAGCCCGCGGCGAUUUCUCUUUCUUUUCCCGGCGGAUCUCCCGAAUUUUCUCUGCGCGACGGAAGCUCGACGCGGGAGAGCAGAAGAAUCGAUGACACGGACACAACACAUACACCGUCACAUCUACACAGAUCUAUGCACACAUACACGUACACACAUACGCACACAAAUAAUACACACACGGAGAGACGCGCGCGCGUGCAAACGAGAAACGAAGAAAAAUUAGAUAAAAAGUUGUUACGAGAUUGGUUUUUGUUGAAUAGUUGUAAGGUUUUUGUAACGACGCUAAUUAGAGUUUAUUAAUCGUGGGUUACACUGGCGCACACGUAUACAUACACAGCCCGAGAGGAGGCGUACACACAUACGCAACACGGACGGUAUACACGCACACGAUUAAUUCGCUAUGUACACGAGUUCAUUAGGCACUCGCGUUGACCCAGAUUUUUUAGUGCUUUCUCCUUUUUUCCCUCCGGUUUCGUUUUUUUUUCGCCCCCCACCUCUCUUAUACUCCUCCACUGUGUUGUGCACACGUAGACCGCAAGCGUGUUUUAGUGUUCACGUGGAGAUGCUAAUUAGAGGAACUCUCUCCCCCUCUCUCGCAAAGCUCUCCACGUUUUUCCCAGCGGCGCGGGAAAUUUCCCGCUUUGCGUCUCGAGCGCGUCGUGAUCGGCCCCGAACAAAGUACAAACGAUUCCACGCACGGGAUCCAGAACGUUAACGACCGUAUCCGCUGAGAUUGCGCCGACCCGGACGCGCUCGAGACCGUAUAGAUCACGCUCGGGCGCUGUUCCGGCUCUAUCGGAAUCGGGAGCAACGAAGCCACGCCUACUCCGGGCCGCACAGCGAAGCCCCGCCUCCCUUGGGACAGUUGCCCGCGCCUGAGCCGUACCAGCGGUACUUGCGGGCCACUUUAAACUGCUGUAACUUCGCGAACAAAAAUCGUACGAUAGCGUACCCGGAGUCGUUUUAUAGAGAAAACUUCGCUCUAUAAAUCCACCGUAAACGAAACCCACGGAAAAAUUUGUCAGGCUCCACAGAGUCGUUCGAACUUGUAGGAUAAAUUUGGGAAAAACAAGCUUAGGUUUUUCACUCCGUUUUGUAGUAUAGGAAGGUCUCGUGAGAAGAUCGAUUAGGGGCUGUGAAUGCGGAGACUUCGACAGUUAUAAUGGGCCCAGGUUGAUCGCUGUACGAUUUUUCUUCGCGGAGUUACGGUCGUUCGAAGAUCAACGAUAUUUUGAUCCUUUAAUUUUGUGUGUAGAAGAAUGAAAUUCUGUUUGGAUUCGCAUGACGCACAAGUGCACCCGCAUGUGCCAUUUUUACGGUCGGCCGUCAGCUUGAAGCUUUUCCCGCCACCGGAAGGAACCACGUCGCGAGACAGGUUUCUUGGUACCCGAAGGUCGAGCCGCGAUUGGCCAGAGGCUGCGACGCUGGCAGCGACCUCUGCGCAGCGGUUCUCAGCUGUGUUUUAAUUGCGAAUCUUCCCCCCUCCCCCACGGUAUUUUAGACGAUCGAUCGGAGCCCCGAGAGCUAAUUUUAACCGCGGCACCCAGUCCUUAGCCGGCUCCGGCGAGCUGAGAACCCCUGCGCUCCGGCGGGCAUUUUAAAGGACACACCGUGCUGCUUGCACCGUCACGAACCGCGACCGUAUAGCGUUUAAGGAACGAAUUUUGAAAUGUCGGAUGCGUUCGCCGAUCGAACACACAAACUCGUACCGUCGAUAUUAAACGAUUCGAUUAGAGACCACGCGCAUCACCGUGUAAUACGCCACUGUUACUACGAUUGUUAACCGUUGUUGACGAACCAUCGGACGCGCUGCGCAGCGCCGGUUCGGACAGAGAACACACGGGGCACACAGGUGCCGUUCCGCGCAACGUUGUUGAUUACACGAAGGCAGAUCGUUCACUAUAGCGAAUAGAUUACGUGCGUGCGUGCGUGCGCCGCCGCCGAUUCGAGGGCCGGUUUCAUCGUCCAGGUCCCCGGCCACUCCGCUGGACCAGUACGGUAGCCCCUCGUUCGAUGCGCCGGCCAAUACGAAGCGUACAACGAGGGUGUACCGCACUCGUGCGACCAGUCGAGAACCUACUUCACACGGAAUUGUAUUAGAUAGUACAAUGAAUGAUUUAAUCACUAGCGAGAGAUUGUAUAUAAGGUUUUUGUACGUUCAGCGUUUGUUCGGACCGCUUGUUUGGUUUUUUCGUGCCGAAAUCGGCGGGAGAGCUCCUCCCCCCGGACGAGUCAAUUCCCCCCGACAACCUGAUGCAUGCGAAAACACACACACCCACAUACACACACGGCACACGUGUACGCCCGCUUGCCUGUGUACGAUUGUAUGUACAUAUACGGUGCUCACUGUUAAACGUAUAUUUAGACGCAAGGUUAAACGAAGAGUCUAGUCAAAGGGACGCCGGAGAUCCGACCUUAUGAAAUCGACCCUCGACAAGCGUAAAAAGAAAGGCCGGCUGAGAGAAAGAGACGAAGCGAGAGAGAGAUGCGAUGUUACUUACUUUACACGGACACACACACAUACACACGCGUUCGGCAUCGACGGAACAGAUACGGCGGCGUCGAGAUCUCGACGAUGUCCUCGUACGGAAUCGCGGCACGGCUGGACCGCACGAUAAACAAAUUUAAUUCUCCAGCCGCGCCACGAUUCCCAGCCGAAAAGGAAAAACCGGCAGAUCCGUUCCGCCGACGCGGCGCAGUGACACGCGCACAGGGUGUGAGUGAGUGAGCGUGCGAAUGCGAGAGAUAUUUACCAGUACACGGGCGAGUGAGAAAAUUUACCAAAAGAACGAAAAAAAGAAAAAAAAGAAGAACUGUAUCCUCUGAUUUUUUCGGGGCCAAUCAGUGUGUGACCAACACAUAUGAAACGCGAGCUUCUUCUUCCGCGCGACGGUAGGUCGACUUCCGUUCCUUUCGCGUGUUUUUCUGCGGGCCUCCGCGAUCAUUUGUUUACAGACUCGAUCCUCGACCAAUCGCGCGACCCUCGAUGCGACACCGCCCACUCCCCCAAGCCCCGCCCCCGUUCUCGUAUUUUCGACGAUUCUAUCCCGACUUUGGUACGCACGCCACUGACAGAAAGUCCGGAGGCCAACGUGGACAGAGAAACGGAAACCCAUUCUCCACGCACAAACGAUACAUUUCUUUUUUACGCCGCCCGAAAACCCAGCGAAACACGGCAUGCCUCUCUGCAACGCGUUGUACGGGACCGGCGUAGCGCACCUGGAAAGGCGGACGCGGCUCCGCGGGCCCGUCUCAUUGGUCCUCCGCUUAUCCCCACUGCUAGUCACCCGCUCGUUAACACGCCCACGGUCGAGAAGGAGGCGCGCUCGGUCGGUAAAGUGGGCCCGGAGCUCGACCGGCAUCCCGAAACUCGGACUUUCUGUCGAUUGCGUGUUUUUAGAUACGAUUUUCGAGCGUCCUCUCUGCGCUGAGAAUGAGAGAGAGAGUCAGCUUUGUUUAGCCCGCGGUCCCGGGUGUCGCGGUCCUCGAGCGGUCGAUUCGUUCGCGCGCGAACGCCGCCGAUAUCGAAGAUAUUUAUUUGUUCCGCCGCGCGAUCGACCGCGCGUGCGCGAUGGAUCGGCGACCGGCAAGCGUGUUUACAUCGAGAGCACAAUUUUUUAAUCGCGUUGUGGAUAGCCACGGCACGCACGACCACCACGAUGGAUCUCGAUCGACAUUACGCCCCCGCCCCCACGCAGCCCUAAUCAUUUGUCCCGCGGCGAAUGAACACCGUCCGGUGUCCACACUUUGAUAUUUCGACGAUCGAUCGGGGCGACUGGUGCUCGAGGACGAAGCCCGGAAACCACUAAAAAAAAUCCAGGAAAUAAAAAUACGCUAAAAUAGUCGAGAAUCGUAGGAUCGGUUUUUCGUCCGGGAAAAAUCGAGAAAUUCCUUGUGUACACGGAACUUCGUUUCUGUAGCGUAGCCGCUCUAAAAGAACAUUCAUGUAUUAAUCGUCGCGUGACUCUAGCGUCUCGAAUAGCCGAGGGAUGAUGAUCCAAGAAAAGCGGUGCAGAAUCGGGCGGCGGUCGGUGCUGGAUCGAUCCAGGAUCGGAUCCCGCCGUUAGUCGCCCAAGAUUUUCUCCUCGAAAAUUAUACUACUUAUCUGGCAGUAGCGUGUAUAGGCCCUCCGUAUAUCGUCUAGGGAAGAAAAUUAGACUUGUCUAUUCUAGGAAAAAUGGGGGAAGCCCAGCGAUCGAUGAUCUCGUCCUCGAGCAAGCAGGUUUCCGGUCGAAAAUACACGAAGGUCGUCCGUGCCAAAAAUUCCGUUGUCCGUUAUAUUUAUGGAGUUUACUUAGGCUUAAGCUUGUUGUUAAGUGAUCGAUCGAUUUUCGGAAACACCACCACAACCACCACCACCACCACCACCGUAUCAACGCACCACCGUUCCUCCGAGCAACGUUCGUUCUCUCGAGAGGGAGAAACAAAAGGGUUUCGCGAAACGAACGAUCACGAGAAAGAGAGAGAGAGAGAGAGAAGAAGAAGAAGAACAAGAAAAAGAAAAAAAGGAGGAGGAGAGAGAGAGAGAAGCAUGCUUUGUUGUCGCACCUCGCGCUUCCUGCGGAAAAUCGAUGUGUAAAGGGAUCUUUUAAGGACUAUAGGGACUUUGAAAUGCGAGCGUGCCCAGACGCGGGGGUCGGGGGAACCGAGGAAAGAGAGAACGCGAGGAGGAGAGAAGAAGCCCUUCGGUGAAUCGGGUCCGCCGAAUAUUAACAGUAGCGUCGUAGGAAAUUUGUAACGUAUCUCGAACUUAUCAACGAAAAGUACCAUAUCAAUAACUAUAUCAUGCUAUCCGCGCGCACGCCGCACCAUCCAUUGACUCUCAGGUGUCUCUCUCGAACGUGUAAAAAGGAAAGCUCGACUCGGGGCUCGAUCAAACGAAGGGGCGCGCGCUCUCGGGUCUCUUCCUCCCCCGUUUUUGAUCGCGCUCGUCCACGUAGUGAAACGAAGUGAAUCACAUAUCAUGGCUGCUGGUUGGCGCGCGUUCUCCGGCCCCGCGUUUUCCCGGCCGCGCGCAUCAUUCAGCGCGCGGCCGGGAAACGGCGCCGGAAGCGGACGCGCGCGUUGUUCGAAUUAUAAACGACGGCGGAUAGAGCGGAGAACACGAGAACCGAAUGACGACCGAUUUAUUGUUACGACGGCUCGUUCAUUAUUAUCCACUCAGAACAAAUCGUUAACCGGCUACGAAUCUGUACUCGUGAAAGAUAAAACUGCGAAAUUAUACAAUCUUGAUUCUUGACCACUGG